AAGAAGUGCGGGUUCAAGGCAAGCGUUUCGCUCAAGAAGUUGUACUGCAGGCCAGCACAAGGAGAGUGGGCCAAUGGGCCGCCCAAGGCAGGCAAGCCCAAGCCCAACAUACUCGAUGCCACGCAGCCCGCGGUCUUUGUUAAGAUGUCCAGUGCAGAUUCCGAGUCCGCCAAGUCCAUCUUGGGGCCCAGCCAGCGCGCCUGUGUCGCAGCUCAGCGCGCGCUGGCUGCUGGCGACCCCAAGCCUGUGGCGCGCCACGCGCCGUUGGCGUUCGACGAGGCGAAGCGUGAGGUGCUCCUGGCGGAGCAGAAGGCUGACAAGCUCGAGAAGGAGGUGCAGGACAAGUUCAGGGAACUCGUCUUCCUCAAGGAUACGCUCGAGCAGCUGCAGGAGAACGAGAUGGUCCUCGCCGCGAGGGCCACCGCAGCGUGGGCUGCGGUCAGCGGCUCGGCGGUGGGGCGGACUGCUGCCCAGCGCGGUCGUGUCGCGGUGUAUCCUGGCGAUCCUGGCUUCGUUUUCCUCAUGCAGUUCGACGCGCUCGACAGCAAGUUG
Messenger RNA from Prorocentrum cordatum, 552 nucleotides. The record is from the annotation of a GenBank genome assembly. Lineage: Eukaryota; Dinophyceae; Prorocentrales; Prorocentraceae.